AUGUCCUUUAGUCAGAUGUCAGAUUGCAAAGUGCUUGAUAUGGUUGCCCAAAAUAUGAUUGUUUUAAAAAAAGAAUUCUCACAAUUACAAGGCGCCUAUGAAGCGCAACAUGACCAAAUAGCGUUGCUGAGGGCGGAACUUGAAGAACAUUGCGACCAAUCGCGUAAUCAACAUAUUUUUUAUUCAAACCAAAUUCAAGGGGCGGCUGCUUCCAUCCAGGCUGUGCAAGAUCAGCUUCUUCACCAAUCUUCCUCUCGUUCCACAGUUCCACCCCCACCGCCUCCACCUUCUGGCACUGCCACUUCUAUCAAUCCCCCACCUGCCUCUACGUCUUCUAAUUCCGAUCUGAAAUUUGCCAAGCCAAACAAGUUCAGUGGCAAAAAAGAAGAUGCCCUCAAUUUUAUCAUUGCCUGCCAGGCUUACAUAAGAGCAAAAGGAGCAACCCAAUCCCAUGAAGAAAAAAUUUUGUGGAUAACAUCAUAUUUGAGGGAGCAGCAGAAGAUUGGGGGAGAAGCGGUCCCCCUUUUGGAAAAUAUUGAUGCAUUUUGGGCGGAAUUCACUAAACAUUAUGUGGAUACUAAUUGCAAUGAGAAGUAUUGCCAAAAAUGGAACAACUUGCGACAGAAGGCUUUGGUCCAGGAGUAUACUUGUGAAUUUCAACAAUACUCUGUCUCCUUGGGAUAUAGCAAUGAGACUCUGCGCAACAAGUACUACGAUGGACUUAAGAAUGAUAUUAAGGAUAUCAUGCUCUCCACCAUGUUCCAAUGGCGUCGUGCUACUGCCCAACAAGUUUAUGACAAGGCAGAAGAAAUUGCAAUCACAUUGAAUCCACUUGGCUAUCCAAUCCCUCUACCUCUACCGCUUGGGUUACUUCCACCGUUGUUCCCACUUCCACUUCCAAUCCCACUCCUACGCUGUUAUGGAUUAGAAUACUAUAGUAAAGAAUGGCAAAGAUAUGAUGAAGGAAGCAAUUCCUGGGAGCCAAUUGAUAAUGUGGCCAAUGCCAAGGAAGCAAAAGAAGAGUUCCAUAAGGAGUACCCUGAUGCAGUUGGAGCUUGA
Molecule: messenger RNA, 1059 nt
Organism: Rhizoctonia solani
Lineage: Eukaryota; Fungi; Basidiomycota; Agaricomycetes; Cantharellales; Ceratobasidiaceae
Product: Retrotransposon gag protein
Exons: 3
Coding region: 1-1059 (352 amino acids)
Source: RefSeq, a predicted model, not a curated record